AUGGGGGAUCUAUUUGCGUGGCUAAUAUCAUUCUUUCUCCUCGUAGCUAUUCUUGGUAUACUACUUUACCAGCUCAUGUGCCUGGCCGAUCUUGAGUAUGAUUAUAUUAAUCCUUAUGAUUCAGCAUCCCAAAUAAAUAAGGUUGCUUUGCCAGAGUACGGUAUUGAAGGAGCACUAUGCUUCCUCCAUCUCAUUACUGGGCACUGGGUUAUGUUUUUGCUUUGUCUUCCAUCCUCGUGUUACAACGUGAAAUUAUAUUCUGAGCGGCGGCAUUUGGUCGACGUAACUGAGAUCUUCAACCAGCUUACCUGGGAGAAGAAGCUAAGGUUAUACAAGCUUGGAUAUUUUGUGAUAAUUCUAACCUUGUCAAUAUUCUGGAUGAUUUGGAGCAUCAUGGAUGAAUAA
Fraxinus pennsylvanica is the source of this 405-nucleotide messenger RNA. The record is from the annotation of a GenBank genome assembly. Lineage: Eukaryota; Viridiplantae; Streptophyta; Magnoliopsida; Lamiales; Oleaceae.